This is a messenger RNA of Amblyraja radiata (thorny skate), 1847 nucleotides long. RefSeq lists its product as uncharacterized. The record is from RefSeq and is a predicted model, not a curated record. The transcript has 5 exons. The coding region runs from base 269 to 1675 and encodes 468 amino acids. Lineage: Eukaryota; Metazoa; Chordata; Chondrichthyes; Rajiformes; Rajidae.
UUGGCGGCAGUCGGGUGACUCGAGCUCAUCUGGAGGAGCGGUUGAGCGUUGUUGUAGCGGGCGUGCGCGCGCGCGCAGGAAGGAGAGGUCGGGCAUUGGUGCAGCGCGCGUGCAUGCGCAGGAAGGAGCGGUCGGACAUUGCUGCUAGAGCUCCUCUAGUAUCUUUGACUGGUGCAGUGCGCGUGCACGCGCCGGGAGGAGCGUUAGUGCAGUGCACGCGCCGGCGGGGGGAUGAGGGGUUCGAGUUGCAGGUGGUAAAGCGAGGACGAUGCGGAAGCAGCAUGGUGCUUCCGCCGGCAGGUUACAGCAGAGCCGGCCAGAGUUCGAAAGCACCUUCCAGGAGCUCUAUAAAUCCUUACUUGGCAGCCAAGAAUAUGUGGCUGAAAAUGUUGCCCUGAAGGAGAAAUAUUGCGCUGGCCUCAUCGCACGCAAAGAUUUAAGCAAUUAUAGAGCUUCGCAGAAUUUCACCCAAAGCAGCAAAAAACCUCCUCAAGAAGUGGAACAUUCUAUUCCGAAGAAACAUAUAACCCUGAAGGACAGCAGCAGUAAUGUGCGAGUUGCGGGAACCUGCAGUGCCACAACUGAAACUGCAAAACUUUCUGCCAAAACGCCCAACAUAAAAUGUGACAUCUUUCCGUAUAAAGCAGAGACAAACACCGAGACUGGGUUCUCUCCUAAAAGGCAGCAAACUCUGCAGAUACAGGGCUCAAGCCCCACAAUUGGUGUUGAAGCAUUGCAUGAUGAUGAUUCCAUGUCAAUUCAAUCUGGGGAGGAUUACAGAGAAACAGUUACAUGUGAAACAUGCUCAGAGACGUUUUGGAAAGUGGUAAAUAAAAAAAAUAUUAGAAAAAGGCAACGUGAAUUGGACAAGAAACAGCCUCAUGAUCCUACUUCUUUAUCCUGUGACCAGUGGGUCUUAAAAAAACCUUUGUUGCCAAGAGGUAAUCUGCAUAAAUACAGAAGAGAGAUUGAAUCACCAGUAACAUAUCUGAAAUCAUUGGGAUGGCCUGCCCAGACGAGAGAUGCAAAGAAAUGGAUUCCCCAGUGUUCCAGGCCGCAUGUGUUUCUACACAGGAAUUUACGCUCUUGUAAGAGAAAAGUUGAUGAAUUUCUUCACGACAAUGGAAAGAGAGGACCUCGUAUAAAGGCGAGAAAGAGAUCCAGGAAGAAAAAUCUUUUUGUCUAUAAGCUUCCUGAAGCUCAUCCCUCCGCCAAUGUACUCUCAGGCAAUGAAGACUCCGAAUUUGAAAUGAAGAACUGCUCUGUAAAAAGGAAGUUAGCUUCUGCAGUCCUGAACCGAGAGGUUAGGUCCAAGAAAGAUGGCUGUGAUUUUUCAGAUGAUUCGAACACCUGUGAAAGUGGGUUUUGCAGCUCUGACAGCAGGUCCAUGCAAUGUGACAAUAGCACCUGUCCCAGGAAAGAUAAGUUUGCACUUGAUGUAUUCGGAUCUGAAACAACGUCUGCAUUUUCAACUUCAGCUGUAUUAUGCACUGAAAACCGAUUAUAUUCCCAAUUUGAGGAUCCAAAAUUAUGGCAGGAAACACCAGACAAAAAUUCCACAGAUCCUCUUUCCAGUUCUUUCAGUUGGUUAAAACCUGGGGGAUUUACAUAUAUGAUUGCUAAGUUAAAGGCUGGACAUCAAACCUUACCUGGCACUGUUGUUAAAGAGACAUGACCUGCCUGUUGAAACUUUCCUUAAAUAAUUCACUACAAAGUUGCUGUCUAUAUCUACAUUUAUUGCUAAUAAAUGUUUUUUGUAGUAUUUUAAUUUUUUGCCAAAUUUAAUUCAUUACCAUAAGCAGCAGUGAUUAAUGUAUACAGUUUAUUUAAAAUAAAUGCUAAACAAU